AUGAUGGACCUCCACCAAGAGGCACGCAGUCCUCUGAUGCAGUACAAGAAGAGGCAAGAGAAGGGGAAAUGGCCCCAUACUGACAUGAAUAACAGUACUGUCUCUAAUCUGUGUAUACACAGACUACCCACUCCUGUGAAGAAGAGAGGUUGGCCCAAGGGUAAGAAGAGAAAGAAGGUGUUGCCCAAUGGUCCCAAGGCACCAGUGACAGGAUAUGUGCGUUUCCUGAAUGAACGGCGGGAGCAGAUCCGUGCCAAGCACCCCGACCUGCCCUUUCCAGAAAUCACCAAGAGGCUGGGCGCAGAGUGGAGCCGCUUAGCACCUCAUGACAAGCAGCGCUUCCUGGAUGAGGCAGAGCGAGAGAAGCUGCAGUAUGCCCGGGAGCUGAGAGAAUACCAACAGAGUGAGGCCUAUCAGAUCACCAGUGCCAAGAUCCAGGACAAGAAGGUCAAGAGAGAAGAGUCUCCAUCUGUCAUUAUCAAUGCUAACAGUUCUGGAUCAGCUGGUCUGAAGGGUUCAGAUCAUCUGUCCAACAGAUUUGAUGUUCCAAUAUUUACAGAGGAGUUCCUGGACCAGAACAAGGCCCGGGAAGCGGAGCUGCGGCGUUUACGCAAAGCAAAUGUGGAGUUUGAGGAGCAGAACGCAGUGUUGCAGAAGCACAUUUCAGACAUGUACAGCGCUAAAGAGAGACUGGAAGCUGAACUGGGGCAGGAUGAGCUCCGGACACAGGCUCUGCACAGGCACCUGCUGGCCAUCAAACACACCCUCGUCAGCAGCCUGUCCACUGUGGCCCUGCCAGGCACAGGUGAGACCCCCUCUCUUGGUACCCUGGACUCUUACCUGAGUCGCCUGAGUGGUACUCUGGAGAGCAAUCCUCAUGAGCACCGUGCCUUGCUGGCUCAGCUUCACGAUGUCCUUUCUCACCUUGACAGUGAGAAACUAUGAGACGACCUCCACACCCAUUCCCACUUGAUGUGGAUCCCAGAUGGUGCAACGACAGGUCUAAUCAGUGCCCAUCGCAGUGUAGUCAAGGGAUAGGUGGGAUUUCUAUCUGAUGUAACAGAUAAAACACAACGUUGAGUCCAUAUACCAUUACUCUGUGGAACAUCUGCAUGUGUGUACAGUCUGUUACAGUUUUGGUGGCGAAUAUAUGCCUUGGAGGCUUGGUGUGAACAGUCAUUAUGUCAACUGCCUUAACUGGUUCCAUCUGUAGUUAAUUUGUUUUGUUAAAUGGAAUAAACAGUUGAUAUGCCUUUUUAAUGGCAUUUGGAGUGAAUUAAGAGUUUUUCAAGUGAAGCCACUUGGAAAUGAGGUUGCGGAAGUGUACUGGUGUCCACUGAGAGACAAAAUGAACUGGAAAAGAUUAUAGCAAUGUUUUCAGAAUACUUUUUUGUAUUGUAAUUGAUAUUAGUUUUCUGGUGGGCAGUUUUGGAUUAAGGGAUUUUUUGUUGUUGUCAUGGUUUAUUUGCGUUAAUUAAAAUUGGAUGUUUGUCUUCUUUGUAAUUGUUUUAUCAAUUUGCAAUAAAAGUAAAUGUGUGUAA
This is a messenger RNA of Salvelinus fontinalis (brook trout), 1541 nucleotides long. Its product is annotated as SWI/SNF-related matrix-associated actin-dependent regulator of chromatin subfamily E member 1-related-like. Gene Ontology annotation, cellular component: nucleus. Gene Ontology annotation, biological process: regulation of gene expression. NCBI's taxonomy places the organism in Eukaryota, Metazoa, Chordata, Actinopteri, Salmoniformes, Salmonidae. The transcript is spliced from 8 exons. The record is from RefSeq and is a predicted model, not a curated record. Bases 1 to 945 code for a protein of 314 amino acids.